Messenger RNA from Boleophthalmus pectinirostris (great blue-spotted mudskipper), 663 nucleotides. It is a transcript of the gene nkx3-1, whose product is annotated as NK3 homeobox 1. Gene Ontology annotation, biological process: regulation of transcription by RNA polymerase II; cell differentiation. The transcript is spliced from 2 exons. Lineage: Eukaryota; Metazoa; Chordata; Actinopteri; Gobiiformes; Gobiidae. Gene Ontology annotation, cellular component: nucleus. The record is from RefSeq and is a predicted model, not a curated record. Bases 30 to 605 code for a protein of 191 amino acids. Gene Ontology annotation, molecular function: DNA-binding transcription factor activity, RNA polymerase II-specific; RNA polymerase II cis-regulatory region sequence-specific DNA binding.
UCAGGGCACUCUGUGCAUUAGAGCUGGAGAUGUCUGCUCAAGUUAAACCUAUGACUUCUUUCCUCAUAGAGGAUAUUCUAGCGCUCAAGGACCACACAGAAUUUAAAAACAAAUGGUGCUUACCAAAGACAGAGAGAUGUUCACAGUGGACAGAGGAGCAGAUAUCAGAGGAUUGUAACUCAGACAGCACCAGUGAGAUGCAAACAGACCUCAUGGAGGUCCGCUGUCCGAGCUCCUCUGAGGUGUCCAGCCCCUCUCCUGAUGGCAGACAGAAGCGCUCUAGAGCGGCAUUCACUCACCUUCAAGUGAUGGAGCUGGAGAAGAAGUUCCACCAUCAGAAAUACCUGUCUGCCCCAGAGAGGGCUCACUUAGCCAGUGCUCUGAGACUAACUGAGACCCAGGUGAAAAUUUGGUUUCAGAACCGCAGGUACAAGACCAAGCGCAAGCAGCAAACUGACUUUUCAAGAGAAAUGUGUAAAGUUGACGAGAUGCUCCAGAGAGACAAUUUGGUGAGAGCUACUCUGCUCACAUCUUUCGGCAAAACCUAUCACUGCAGUCCAUACCCUUGGGACUAUGGUGGCCCAUGGGGCCUAACGUUAUUGUAGAAAUUCAUUUUUAUUUUGUGGUAAAACAAUUAUAUUAUCUUAUCGUGACUUAAUUGAA